Penicillium hordei is the source of this 2055-nucleotide messenger RNA. RefSeq names its product SAE2 C-terminal domain-containing protein. The record is from RefSeq and is a predicted model, not a curated record. Gene Ontology annotation, molecular function: Y-form DNA binding; single-stranded DNA binding; double-stranded DNA binding. Gene Ontology annotation, cellular component: site of double-strand break. Gene Ontology annotation, biological process: double-strand break repair via homologous recombination; DNA double-strand break processing involved in repair via single-strand annealing. The coding region runs from base 1 to 2055 and encodes 684 amino acids. NCBI's taxonomy places the organism in Eukaryota, Fungi, Ascomycota, Eurotiomycetes, Eurotiales, Aspergillaceae. The transcript has a single exon.
AUGGAAGUGAUCAAGGAGCUCCACGUUGCUGUGGCAAAUGCCUGUGAUGCCUCCUUUGACAAUGCCUACAAACACAUGAAAUCCCAUAUUGAUGCACACGCCAAAGAGGCAGAAAUUAAAGAAUCAAUAGCCAGUCAAGCUCAGCGGCGGUCAGAGACCAGAAUUCGAGAGCUUGAGCAUGAUAUCACGGUACUCCGGAGUGAGCUGCAACAAUAUGAAAUGGAUCCACGGGAUCUUGAACUUCCCGGGAAAUAUGCCAAUCUAGAGACCGAAUUUGACCCGAAGUAUCUGUGGGGAGGUGACCUGGAUGAUGGUGAUGAUCACCGCGCUGCUCGGAAGUCUCGGAAAAGGGUUGAGGCCAAAUACACCGCGCUUUAUACAAAUUUACAGACAUUCAUCCAAACUUGGAGUAGUCUCAAAUCCCGCGUGUUGCAGCAUAAAAAGAAGUUACGGCGAUGGGAUCAACAAUUAGAGCGUGGAGAAUUCUCGCUUGUUCUCAAUGGCCAACCCGUCACGUUCCGCAGACUGGAAAGUCCCAACCCUGAGGAUGUCGACGAAGAACACUCGAAGGCCCAAGGCUUUUCAAAGAAACGUUCAAGAGAAGAGUGUCCAGAUAUUCCCACCAAGGCCAUCAGGUUGCGAAGGUCCCGUGCAGAUGAUGUGCAUGCAGAUAUAAAAGUUGAAGAUGAUAGCCAAAGACUAAUUCAUGGCCUAAUAUCGGAGUCGGCUUCCAUCCAGUCUAGCUCUCCUAGACCCGAUAUGGAACCCUCGGAAUCUUCUGGUACAACAUGUCUCUUAUCUGAUGCCCGCCAGAAGCAGACUCGGCAGGGGCUUUUCACAACCUUUCCCGACAAACAUCUCGAGCAUACUCAGCCGGCGGUCACCAGAUCGGAGCGCCCUACACUUGUCAAAAAUGAGAUCUUGUCCUCGAGUCCAGGCCGAGGUUCAAUGCACAACAGUGAACAGCAAUUUGUAAGCACGCAAGAUCUCGAUGAGAUAGGAGACAGGAUAAGCACACCAAUCAAACGGAAAGCCUACCGGGAUGUCAAUAAUGUAGACGCUUGGAAUUCAGAGAACGAUACAAACAAUGCACGUCACUCAAAGCGAAUUACAAUCGGCCAGCAAACAUCCCAACAGUCAUCUGUACUCCAACCAGUUGAUGGCAACACACGCAGGGCCACAUUAUCUGCAUUGGGGUCUUCCACAAAACGCCUUCAAGAUCUAGAGCGACGCGCAAUACCAGCUCUGGCAGAAGAUGGUGACGAUGCGAUAUCCUUAUGGACGUCUUCGAAAAUCGGCUCCGGUGUCGAUCUUGGAUCUUCGGGAGCAAAGGCAAAUGGUGAGUCUGCACAGGGACGUCUAGAAAAUCUUCUAGAACGAUCGGUACCUUCCAAAUCGCCACUUCAUUUGUCGAGCAGAGUCUCCGGCCCAGACCAAACAAGGGCGACCGAUACACCGCACAGUGAUCAAACAACACCCAAGAUGUCAAGUCAAAUGUUUCCAGACAUAGACCCCGAUGAUGAACCAUUCAGGGCAAGACCUCUUCGUCGUCUUGGGUUGGGACAUUUCAAAAUCAACCCAGCUAGAAAUCAAGGGCUUGAUUACGCAUAUAAUGCAGUUGUCCGAAAGAAGGAUGACCGCAAAUGCCUAUCAGGUUGCACUCGCCCGGGAUGUUGUGGGGAUCGGUUCCGAGCCAUGGCCCGCCUUGGGGGUCUCCCCGGUAAAUCUGGAGCAGAACAAGAGGAAGAAGAUCAGGCAGUUCUCGAGGAGUUUGUCGGAGAAGACACACAAUUGCUUCGAAACUUGAGUGGCAAAGAGCGUGAAAAUCUCCUGGUGGAAGCGAGAGCCAGGGCGCUGGCCAACCAGUAUGGACGACAUCGGCAUACUCACCAACGAGCUCAAUCCCCUCCUGGCUUCUGGAGGACUGAUAUGCCAGAUACACAAGAGGAGGAGGACGAUCUUGAAGCUGCCAAGAGGUUGGAGCGUGAGAGAGUGGAAGAGCGAUAUCGAGAGGCUAUGCGCCCUGGGGGGUUAUGGACAUGGGCGGAUGAAUAA